Molecule: messenger RNA, 2188 nt
Organism: Colius striatus (speckled mousebird)
Lineage: Eukaryota; Metazoa; Chordata; Aves; Coliiformes; Coliidae
Gene: B4GALNT1
Product: beta-1,4-N-acetyl-galactosaminyltransferase 1
Exons: 11
Coding region: 26-1657 (543 amino acids)
Biological process (GO): ganglioside biosynthetic process
Cellular component (GO): Golgi membrane
Molecular function (GO): hexosyltransferase activity
Source: RefSeq, a predicted model, not a curated record
GCCGGGACCCGCAGCCGCCCCGAGGAUGCGGCCCCCCCAGCGCUCCCUGUGCCUGCUGCUGGUGGCCACGGCCUCGCUGGCUGCUCUCUACCUGCACCUCUGGGCCCCCAAAAGCCCCCCCAGCGUGGAUCUGAGACGACCCCCCCCUGAGCACCUGCUGCCCCCUGCGCUGCCCCCCCCUGCCCGCUCCUACCCACACGUCCCCUUCCGCCUCAAGGAGGACGUCAUGGAGCUGCUGCCCAGGAACGGCUGCUCGUGCGCGGCGGAGCCGGGGCCGGCGCUGCCCCUGCAGCGGCAGCUCUUCGGGCAGGGUCCCGCCACCGACUUCGCCGACGCCUUCGCGCCCGACGAACGGCCCCGAGCGCAGCGGCACCGAGAGCGCGAGUUCCGGCGGCACCGGCUGCGUGUCCAGUCUCCUGCCGACCGGCUCCUCAUCGUCCGCGCCAACUCCCCUCUCGAGUUCCCGUCCCAGGGCGUGGAGGUGCGGCCGCUGCAGACCGUCCUGGUGCCCGGGCUCAGCCUCCAGGCCACGGGGAGGGCGACGUACCAGGUGAACCUGACGGCGUCGCUGGGCACGUUGUCCGUGGCGGCCGUGGUGGAGGGGGUGGAGCUGCGUGGGGAGGGGCAGCCCCGGCUCGCGCUCGCCGCCCCUCGGCUCGAUCACCUCAACCGGCAGCUGCAGUUCGUCACCUACACCAACACCCACUUCCACCCCGACACCGCCGACAUCGCGCCCCGUUGGCCCCCAGUGCAGUUCUCCACCGACGGCCACGACGCCGCUUUCACCAUCCGCAUCCGGCACCCGCCCACGCCCCGCCUCUACGGCCCCCCCGGCGCGGGGGAGGGGGGCGACGACGAGGGGGAGGGGGAGGGAGGGUACAACAUCUCAGCGCUGGUGACAAUCGCCACCAAGACGUUCCUGCGCUACGAGAAGCUGCGGGGGCUGAUCGCCAGCGUCCGCCGCUUCUAUCCCACCGUCACCAUCGUGGUGGCCGACGACAGCCAGCGCCCAGAACCCCUCCAGGGCCCCCACCUCGAGCACUACCUCAUGCCCUUCGGCAAGGGCUGGUUCGCCGGGAGGAACUUGGCAGUGUCGCAGGUGACCACCAAGUACGUGCUGUGGGUGGACGAUGAUUUCAUCUUCACCCCCCGCACCCGCCUCGAGAAGCUGGUGGAUGUGCUGGAGAAAACCAGUUUGGACCUGGUGGGCGGUGCGGUGCGGGAGAUCACGGGCUACACCACGACGUACCGGCAGCGGCUGAGCGUGCGGGGGGGCGGCGCGGGGGGCGACUGCCUCCGUACCCGGCCCGGUUUCCAUCACCGCCUCGCGGGUUUUCCCGCCUGUGUCGUUACCGACGGCGUCGUCAACUUCUUUCUGGCCCGAACCGACAAGGUCCGGCAGGUCGGCUUCGACCCCCGGCUGCGCCGAGUGGCCCACCUCGAGUUCUUCAUCGACGGGCUGGGGGUGCUGCACGUGGGCUCGUGCGAGGACGUGGUUGUGGAUCACGCCUCCAAGCUGGCGCUGCCGUGGCGCCGGUCCGAGGGCGAGCGCCAAUACGCCCGGUUCCGGUACCCGGCGGCGCGCGACGGCAGCCGCAGCCUCAAGCAGCGCCUCUUCUUCUACAAGAACCGCUUCAAGUGCAUGGCCGGCAACUGAGGCACGGCCACGGCCCAAACACGGCCACGGCCCAGCCAUGGCAUGGUCAUGGCACAGCCACAGCCCAGCCAUGGCAUGGUUAUGGCAUGGUCAUGGCACAGCCACUCACCACCCCCAGGGGAACCACUGAGGGAAGCCGACGUGGGCCACCACUGGCCACCUCCAUGGAGAACCAUCAGUGCCACCAUCGUGGGCCACCACUGGCCACCUCCAUGGAGAACCAUCAGUGCCACCAUCGUGGGCCACCACUGGCCACCUCCAUGGAGAACCAUCAGUGCCACCAUUGUGGGCCACCACUGGUCACCUCCAUGGAGAACCAUCAGUGCCACCAUCAUGGGCCACCACUGGUCACUCCCCUGGAUCACCAUUGAGGGCAACCACUGAGGGUCAUCAUCAUCAUAGGCCACCACUGGUCACUCCUGUGGAGAACCCCUAGUACCACCUCUAUGGGCUGCCCCCAAGGACCACGCACCAUGGGCCAACAUCAUGGGCCACCGCUGGUCAUCCACAUGGAUCACCAUUGAGGGCAAC